AUGAUAAAGAAGGUAACAAUUGGUCUCUUUCCAAUCAAUUUGAUCGAGAAUUGCUGCGAAAAUUAUCUGAAAUUUUGCUCUUAUUUUUUUUUUUUUGAUACACUUUCUUCUAAGUACACUUUAAUAACUCAUUGCUUUAUUUCAACUCACAGAUUGCAAAAACUAUUUAUUCAUCGCUACUAUUGUUACCUAUACUUGCUAAUGAGAUCUUUGGAUGAAAACAAUUGCUUGUCCUUUUCAUGUGCCAAUGAUUCUCAGCAAACUGUAACCCUUUGUCCUUCAACAACUUCAUCAUGUUCUACUAUCGAUACAUAUGUAGACCCAAUAUUUUCUACAGAAUUGCCAUUUUUCACUAAUGAUGAUAAUUAUGAUCCAAUAUUAAAUUUUAGUAUUGAUGAAUUGCUAAGUAAUAAAUUUCCUACUACUAAAUAUCCAUAUGAUGGAUUUAUUGGAUUUCAUUCUUUGAAAAUUUGUAGUUCUAAUGCUAAACAAAUGUCCAAAUAUUUACAAUUAUCAAUGGAUUUUAAAGAAAUUGCAUAUAAAGGGUUAGAAACAGGAUCUAAAUUAGUUGGGUCUCAUGUUACUCUGAAUGGAUCAAUUAUCUUAGAAAUUGUUAAUACUUUGGAGACAAUUAAUGAUGAUAACGUAUUGAAAUUUCCUUAUUUUCAACAAGAUUUAAAUAAAUUUGAAUUAUCAAACCAAGAUUUUUUCAUGGAAAAUUUUAAAUUAACUACUGAUGAUUUAAUAUUUGAUUUUGUUAAUAAUAAAAUUAAAAAUUUAACAAUAAAUCCUGAUUCAAUAAAUGAUUCUGGUAAAUUUGGUGAGAAAUUUUAUAAAAAUAUUAUUAAUUCAAAACAAUAUAAAGAAUCCUUUGUAAAAUUACAUGAAUUUGUUCUUAAUACUGUAAAUAAUUCAGAAGAAAUUUACGAUGAUAUGAUGGAAUGUACAUUAAUUCAAAAAUUUUUAAAAACUCAUGCUGAAGGAGUAAUGGAUAUUGCAUUUAAUGUCAAUGAUGUUGAUACUAUAUUUGACAGAGCUGUAAAACAUGGAAGUGGAAUAAUUAGAUUACCAAAAAUGAUAUCAGAUAGUAAUGGAUCAGUUAAAUUAGCCACCAUUAGCAUUCCAAAUACAGAUAUUCAACAUACAUUAAUUGAAAAUAUAAAUUAUACUGGCCCAUUUUUACCUAAUUAUUCGGAUUCAAAAUUUGAAUUAUCACAAAAUUUCAAAAUUCAAUUGAGUCAAUUACCACCAAUAAAAUUAUCAGUACUUGAUCAUUGUGUUGAAAAUUAUAGUUGGAAUCAAAUGAUGGAACAAGCUAAAGUUUAUGCUGAAAUAUUUGGUUUUCAUAAAUAUUGGUCAGUUGAUGAAGAAGAUAUAUCUACUGAUUAUACAGCUUUAAGAUCAAUUGUAAUGGCUUCAAGUAAUGGACAAAUUAAAAUGCCAAUAAAUGAACCAGUUAAAACAAAAAUGAAAGGACAAAUUGAAGAAUUUAAUGAUUUUUAUGGAGGUCCAGGAAUUCAACAUAUUGCAUUUAGAACAAAUAAUAUUAUUGAUACUAUAUUAGCAUUAACUCAAAGAGGUAUUGAAUUUAAUCAUACUUCUAAGAAUUAUUAUGAUAAUUUGGAACAAAGAUUACGACAAGAUGGAGUUAAAUUAUAUGAAAAUUUUGAAAUUUUGAAAUCAUUAAAUAUUCUAGUAGAUUAUGAUCCAUUAACAAAGAAUAUUAAAACUGGUAAGUGUAAUUAUAUUUUGCAAAUUUUUACAAAACCUUUACAUGAUCGACCAACUUUGUUUGUGGAGAUUAUUCAAAGACAUCAUCAUAACGGGUUUGGUAAAGGUACCUUUAAAGGAUUGUUUGAAAGUAUAGAAGAACAACAAAAGCUAAGAGGCACUUUUGUUGAAUCAGAAUCAGGAUAA
Messenger RNA from Candida tropicalis MYA-3404, 1917 nucleotides. RefSeq lists its product as uncharacterized. The transcript has a single exon. Gene Ontology annotation, molecular function: 4-hydroxyphenylpyruvate dioxygenase activity. NCBI's taxonomy places the organism in Eukaryota, Fungi, Ascomycota, Pichiomycetes, Serinales, Debaryomycetaceae. Bases 1 to 1917 code for a protein of 638 amino acids. The record is from RefSeq and is a predicted model, not a curated record. Gene Ontology annotation, biological process: L-tyrosine catabolic process.